This is a messenger RNA of Heterotrigona itama, 1089 nucleotides long. The record is from the annotation of a GenBank genome assembly. NCBI's taxonomy places the organism in Eukaryota, Metazoa, Arthropoda, Insecta, Hymenoptera, Apidae.
GCCUUCGAAAGAGUGCUGCAACAAAUACGUAAAUAUGGUAAAAAAAACCUGAAAAUGAAAAGAGAAACAGAGACGAAACAUGUUCUGUUCGAUGAUUUUUUAAAAAUAAAGUAAGGUUAUAUCGUUUUGAUUAAAAUGACUUUUCACUUUCAGUUCGGAUUUAACAUGUUUCCGGAGAUUCUCAGACCUUUCAACAAUCAUUACAGAUGUUUUUCUGUAUCAAUGUUACCGGGUACAUACCGUCGAGAUGUAGAACGUGGAGGAAAAAUCAUUAUGCCACCCUCAGCUUUGGAGCAUCUUACGAGAUUAAAUAUUAGAUUUCCUAUGUUAUUCAGAUUAAGUAAUGAAAAGACAAAUAGAAUCACUCAUUGUGGAGUUUUGGAAUUUGUUGCAGAUGAAGGAAGAGUUUAUUUACCUUGUUGGAUGAUGUAUAAUCUUUUAUUACAAGAAGGAGAAUUAAUAAAUGUUGAAAGUGUAACUUUACCUGUUGCAACAUUUUCACGUUUUCAACCACAAUCCGAAGACUUUUUAGACAUUACAAAUCCUAAAGCUGUCUUAGAAAAUGGAUUAAGAAAUUUUGCUUGUCUUACAACAGGUGACAUUAUUGCUAUAAAAUAUAAUCAAAGAAUAUAUGAAAUGUGUGUUUUGGAAACAAGACCUGGUCCAGCAGUUACUAUUAUAGAAUGUGACAUGAAUGUUGAAUUUGCUCCACCAUUGGGAUAUGUAGAAAAAGAAACUACAGAUGAAAAUGUAGUGGAUCCUGCAGAUUUAAUGCCAGCACCAUCUGGUUUUGUGCCAUUUAAAGGAGAAGGCAAUAGACUAGAUGGAAAAAAACGAAGAGAUUUUGCAAAACCAGAAGUUAUUACAAGUAAACCAACUUAUGUUCGAGGAAUACCAGAUUAUGAUUAUAAAAUAGGAACAAUUACAUUUUUACGUAUUAUUAAACCUGUUAAUAAUAAAGAGGUAAGUUGAAAUAUUAUUUGUAUGUUACUUUAUACAAAUAUAUAUAUAUAUAUUUUUUUUUUACAGGCAAAAGAUCCAGAUGAAUUUAAAGCAUUCACUGGUGAAGGUUUUUCUCUUAGGAAGGCA